AUGGGGUAUCAUGUGUCAAGAUCUGAGGCAUUUGAUCAUAUAAUAUGCGAAGGCUUUUUGAAGGGCUUUGUUCGAUGGAUUUUUCAUGGAGAAUCAUCUGGUGCAUAUACUUCCACUUCUAGAAGUAAUGAAGAGGAAGAAGAUUUACACCAUGACAUGCAUACCUUAUUGAAUGAUGCUUUUGGAAUGGAUGUGGACAUGGAAGAAAGGACAGAUGAGCCUGAUGAUGUUAACAGAAGAACAUUGGGAUUGGGUUACAAAAAAGUUCAUGCUUGUCCUAAUGAUUGCAUGUUGUUUUGGAAAAAUAAGGAACAUGAAGAUAUUUGUUCGAAAUGUGGAGCUUCUAGGUGGAAAGAACAUGCAAAUAUUGUGGACGAUGAUUCAUCCAUUUCUAGCAAGAAAAAGAAGCCUGUUAAGAUUUUACAUUGGUCAACACCAAUACCACCAUCUGCUAGUGACAUAUUGAGACAGCUAGAAGCUCUAGACAGCAUAGAGGAUGGCCCUUGGAAGAAAAAGAGUAUUCUGUUUUCACAGCCUUAUUGGGAGCACCUUUGUUUACGUCAUAAUCUGGAUGUAAUGCAUAUUGAAAAGAAUGUUUCUGAUAACAUUUUGGGCACUUUAAUUGGACAAGCGGGUAAGUCAAAGGAUAACAUAAAGAUUGGAACAAGCACAUCGGUUGUACGUUUGAUUGAGCAAGGAAGUACAAUUAUCACGGAUCAUGUUAAAUGUCUUGCUCGUGGUCCAGAGGAAGUUGUUAGAAGAUAUACUAGUUAUCUAAUAAAUGGUUACAGAAAUGAAGCUGAUGAUGAUGGAGUAGAUGUUACACAAGAGAUGGAAAAUGAGGAAGUACAAGAUGAGCUUGUAGAUGAGCGUGAUGGAGAAGAUCACAGUAUUAAUAAUGGUCAGUUAAAGUUGGAGGAAGGCACUCUCUCUAAAGAGAUGCUAAAAAACAACAAAUGCUAUUUGUUGGAUUGCGGCUCUGAGAUAUUUAUUUGGGUUGGCCGGGCAACUCAACUUGAGGACAGGAAAGCCACCAGUAGAGCUGCUGAGGAAUUUACCAUCAAUCAAAGUAGGCCAAAGAUGACUCGGAUAACUCAAGUUAUUCAAGGGUUUGAGACACAUUCAUUCAAGUCCAACUUUGAAUCUUGGUCUGCCAGUACAGUGACAGCAAGUGGAGAGGAAGGCAGAGGAAAAGUGGCAGCUUUGCUAAAGCAGCAGAGGGUGGACAUGAAGGGAAUGACAAAAGGUUCUCCUUUAAAUGAGGAGGUUCCUCCUUUGCUUGAAGCUGGUGGUAAACUUGAGGUAUGGUGCAUCAAUGGAAGUGCCAAGACACCGCUUCCUAUGGAAGAGAUUGGUAAAUUCUACGGUGGGGAUUGUUACAUUAUUCAUUAUACAUAUCAUUCUGGUGAGAAGAAAGAGGAAUACUUCCUUUCCAGUUGGUUGGGAAAGGAUAGUAUUCAGGAUGACCAAAUUAUGUCUGUCCAAUUAACUAAUGCAAUGUUCACUUCCUUGAAAGGAAGGCCCACUCUGGGUCGCAUUAUUCAAGGUAAAGAGCCACCACAAUUUAUUGCACUUUUUCAGCCUAUGGUUGUCUUGAAGGGAGGAGUCAGUUCAGGUUACAAAAUGUCCAUAUUAGAAAAGAAUUUGAAUGAUGAUACUUAUAGUUCUGAUGGCAUUGCUCUAUUACAAAUUUUUGGGACAUCAUCUCAUAACAAUAAAGCACUUCAAGUUGAUGCAGUAGCAACAUCCUUAAACCCUUUUAAUUUUUUCGUAUUGCAAUCUGGUAAUUCGGUGUUCUGUUGGCAAGGGAAUUCCAGUUCAAUUGAGCAGCGGCAGUGGGCUACAAAUGUAGUAGAAUUUUUGAAGCCUGGAGCCACAUUGAAACACGCAAAGGAAGGUACAGAGAGCUCAGCAUUCUGGUUUGCACUUGGUGGAAAGCAUAGUUAUACUAGCAAAAAGGUCUCACAAGAUAUUGUCAGAGAUCCUCACUUAUAUAGUUUUUCAUACAACAAAGGAAAAUUUAAGGUUGAUGAGGUUUUCAACUUCUCACAAGAUGAUUUGUUAUCUGAGGAUAUAUUAAUUCUUGAUACCCAUGUAGAGGUCUUUGUUUGGGUUGGUUACUCUGUACAUUCUGAAGAUAAACAAAAUGCUUUUGAAUUUGGUCAGAAAUAUAUAGAACUUGCAGCAGACCUUCAAGGACUAUCCCCGGAUGUACCUCUUUAUAAAGUCAUAGAAGGACAUGAGCCAUCUUUUUCCACUACAUUCUUCUCCUGGGAUACCACAAAGGUGAUGGCUCUAGGAAAUUCAUUUCAGAAAAGGUUGUCAUUGCUAUUUGGGCCUGCUGUGCAUGUCUCAGAGUCUAGGGACAAAUUUGGCAAGUUAAGUGAUGGAGGACCUACUCAAAGGGCAUCUGCUCUGGCUGCAUUAUCUUCAACCUUUAAUCCCUCUUCAGGAUCAAUGCAACCCAUUGAGAGAUCUAACUACCAAAACCAUUCUGGGCCCACUCAAAGGGCAUCAGCAUUGGCAGCAUUGUCAUUUGCAUUCAAUCCUUCUUCAGUUGUUAAAACAACAUCUCCAAGGCCAUAUCAACCAAGCCCGGGGUCACAACGUGCAGCUGCCGUUGCAGCACUAUCAACCGUUUUAACUGCUGAACAAAAUGUUGGACUAUCUGAAUGCUUUGGUUCUCGAAUCAGUCAAACCAGUUCACUCGACGCAGACCUUGAUGGUAAAGUAAUACCUAUCUUUACCUUGUCUUGGCUUUAUAUUCAUAAUUUCAAGGUGUGCAAUUUUAUAGUUUUUUUUUUUUCAUUUUAGUUUUCAUCACAAUAAAGUUUUUUUUAUUUUUCUCAUAUGAUAACGUUAGAGUACCAUAUUGAAAUGUUAUUAUAUAGUUUGGUAUAGGUGACA
Molecule: messenger RNA, 2907 nt
Organism: Dioscorea cayenensis subsp. rotundata (Guinea yam)
Lineage: Eukaryota; Viridiplantae; Streptophyta; Magnoliopsida; Dioscoreales; Dioscoreaceae
Product: villin-2-like
Exons: 21
Coding region: 1-2814 (937 amino acids)
Biological process (GO): actin filament severing
Molecular function (GO): actin filament binding
Source: RefSeq, a predicted model, not a curated record